AGUUCUAAACUAUUUUCACAACUACAAUUAAAUACAUUUAUUGAGCAAUGAGACGGGUUGUGCUCCUCUGUAUUAGUGUUUACUUUGUCCACGGCACACUAGAGCCCCUUACUAAAGAGGAAAAGAAGAAAGGCAAGGAGAAGAAGGAGCAAAGACCGAUCCUAAAAACAGUCGGUGAACGAGGUCUCAUCAACACGGAGCCCACUUCUUGGGCUGAAGUAACAAAGAAUUAUAAGAAGUACAGUAGAAACCAUGUUGACAAGAAGAUGUUUAAAGGUGACUUGUUGGGUUUUGUCACACCUUGGAAUAACCAUGGUUACGACGUUGCUAAGACGUUUGGUGCUAAGUUCAACUACAUUUCCCCAGUGUGGCUGCAAAUAGUUCCCACAACUCAAGGAACCUUCAAGAUAAAAGGAGGGCAUGAUAUAGAUGCAGGGUGGGUUAGAGAUGUCCGGGCUAACAAUACAAAUGUUAAGAUAGCUCCGAGACUCAUAUUCGGGGAGUGGUCCAUGGCACAUCUCACUCAGGUAACAUCGUCAGAAGGUGAGCUUAUGCACUUGGUACAAGUUGUGGUGGAGUUCUUCAAGGGAGAAAAGUUUGACGGGGUUGUUCUGGAAAUCUGGAGACAGUUUCAAGGAAGGGAAAAGCCAAGGCUGCACCAGAUAAUAAAAGCGAUAAGCGAGGGAAUGUCUGAGGGACAAAUGACAACCCAGCUGGUCAUACCACCCGGAGUGAGACCCUUCCCUGAGAUAUUCGACAAGUACGACUUUCAGAUCCUGCAACCGUACAUCGAGAAGUUUGUGAUGAUGACGUAUGAUCAUCAUCACGGUACUGGAAAAGCAGGUCCGGUGGGUCCUAUGGACUGGGGUCUGCGGAAUAUACUGCUGAUCAUGGAACACGAAAAUAACGAUAACUACCGACACAAGCUCCUCUAUGGAGUCAACUUCUACGGGGCUGACUUUAGAGGAGACGGGCACUUUGAUGCUAUUGUAGGAAGCCAGUAUAUUGACCUACUCAAAUCCGCGAAGCCCUCACAGUUCUCCUGGCACCUAAAGGCAUCUGAACUAAGUUUUGAGUACAGGGAUAACAAACAGAUACACAAAGUAUUCUACCCUUCUUUACGGUUUAUCCAGAAAAGAGUGGAAGCAGCUGAAAGAUUCAAGAUUGGUAUCGCUAUAUGGGAGAUAGGUCAGGGUUUAGACUAUUUCUUUGAUUUAUUAUAAACUGUGUGGUAAGUCUUAAAAUUAAGUUAAUUUUAAUUUACUCGUGUUUUAACUGCUAAACCUAAGUGACAUAUGUCUCAUCUUGAUGUGAAAUGUUGUUAUAAAGUUGAAUUUUGUGUUACUGGUUUUUGGUCUAGAAGUAUAGAUGAGAUUGAUGAUUUUAUUUUGUUGUAUAAUGUUUGAAGUUUUAAUGCACCGUUAUUGUAUAUUUAUUCAGAAUUUUGGUUUAUUUUAUGUUUUGCAUGAAUUAUGAGUUUUGCACGAACUAAAUUGCAUGAUAUUGAAGUUUUUGAGGCACCUACGAUUGUA
Messenger RNA from Bolinopsis microptera, 1532 nucleotides. RefSeq names its product chitinase domain-containing protein 1-like. Gene Ontology annotation, biological process: carbohydrate metabolic process; chromatin remodeling. The transcript has 9 exons. The coding region runs from base 48 to 1223 and encodes 391 amino acids. Gene Ontology annotation, cellular component: endomembrane system; cytoplasm; nucleolus. The record is from RefSeq and is a predicted model, not a curated record. Gene Ontology annotation, molecular function: oligosaccharide binding; histone binding; chromatin binding. Lineage: Eukaryota; Metazoa; Ctenophora; Tentaculata; Lobata; Bolinopsidae.